Molecule: messenger RNA, 1574 nt
Organism: Abrus precatorius (Indian licorice)
Lineage: Eukaryota; Viridiplantae; Streptophyta; Magnoliopsida; Fabales; Fabaceae
Product: THO complex subunit 4D
Exons: 7
Coding region: 307-1200 (297 amino acids)
Biological process (GO): mRNA export from nucleus
Cellular component (GO): nucleus
Molecular function (GO): mRNA binding
Source: RefSeq, a predicted model, not a curated record
AAGCUAAGUUGGCCCGAAAGCGCUCUCUCUUUCGCUGAAACCCUAAAACCCCCUUUCUCUCUCAAUCGCAUGAAUCUUUCCUCUCUUUUUCCUUCCAAACCCUAAUUUUCUCUUCUUCGUUUAAUUCAUCAAAGCUUCUCACCCCCCAAAACGCUCACUCUCACAAACUCCCUCUCUCUCUCUCUCCCUCUGUCUCAAUCGCUUCACACACUUAUUUGCCCAUUCCGUACGCGUUUCUCUUUUAUUCGCCAGGGCUACUUCACUGAAGUUUCGUGAAGGGUGUAACACUGUUAAAUUGGAAGUGUAAUGGCCUCGUCCUUGGAUAUGUCACUUGAUGAUAGAAUAAAGAACAGGAGUAACAGAGGGAGAGGUAGAGGGGGCCUUGGCAGAGCCCGUUCUGGCCGUGGACCAAGCGGGACUCUUAGUGGUGGAAGAAUGACUGGUGCUGUUAAUAGUAGAAGAGUGCCUGGUGCUGGUAAUGGUGGAAGAGCAACUGGUGCUGUUCGUAGAGGUCCUCUUAUGGUUAACACUCGACCAUCGUCUUAUGCUAUUGCCAAGUCUAUUCGCAGAGCUAGGCCUUUUCCAUGGCAGCAUGAUUUGUUUGAAGAUAGCCUAAGAGCUGCAGGGAUUCAAGGAAUAGAAGUCGGCACGAAGUUGUAUGUUUCGAAUUUGGACUAUGGAGUGACCAAUGAAGAUAUAAGGGAACUAUUCUCUGAACUUGGAGCCUUGAAGCACUUUGCUGUUCAUUAUGACAAAAAUGGACGUUCAAGUGGUUCAGCUGAAGUUGUUUAUACCAGGAGAAGUGACGCAUUUGCUGCUCUUAAGCGAUAUAAUAAUGUACUUUUGGAUGGAAAGCCCAUGAAGAUUGAGAUUGUAGGUUCCAAUGCGGAAUUGCCUAUAACUGCACGAGUGAAUGUCACUGGGGUGAAUGGACGGAGGAAGAGGACUGUUGUCAUGACGCCUAGAGGUGGUCAAGCUGGAGGUGCUGCUAUAACUAAUCGUGGUGCUGGCUGGGCACGUCGCGGUGGUUCAAGGAGUGGCAGUGGACGUGGUCGGGGCCGUGGUCGGGCUAGGGGUGGAGGUGCCCGGGGUGGAGGUCGAGGUCGUGGAAGUGGAAGAAAGGAUGCUGUUGAGAAGUCAGCAGAGGAACUUGACAAGGAACUGGAAACCUAUCACGCUGAAGCCAUGCACAUCUCAUGAGAAGUGGGAGUUUAUUUUGUAAUGUUAUUAAUCUCAAGAUUUGUGGUUGGCUUCCUUGUACAAAAGGCUCGUUUUCUUGGCGAUACUAUGGAUCUUUUAGUGCUUUAUGCUUUUAAAUAUGCCAUCCUAUUUGACCGCAUUUAACUCGUGUUUGAGGUUGAAUGAUCAAUGAGUGAUUUUUGAACUUGUCAAAGACAUAGAUUAUAGUCAUAUUUGCGUAUCAAUUCAUUAUAUUAUUUGUAAUUGUCUUGCUCCCGUCAUCUCUUGUAAGCGUUCAGCUAGUUCAGUGUGUUGCAAAGAUCAACAGUUACGGGCAGCAUGUACAAGGAAAUAUUUCCAUCAGGAGUUUUAAAUUCUCAUCUCUUUGGAAACUU